Colossoma macropomum (tambaqui) is the source of this 2133-nucleotide messenger RNA. RefSeq names its product TRPM8 channel-associated factor homolog. NCBI's taxonomy places the organism in Eukaryota, Metazoa, Chordata, Actinopteri, Characiformes, Serrasalmidae. The transcript has 8 exons. The record is from RefSeq and is a predicted model, not a curated record. The coding region runs from base 1 to 2133 and encodes 710 amino acids.
AUGAGGAAAGGCAAGAAUUUCAAAGAUGACCUGGAAUUCCUUUUACAAGGAGUUUCUGAGUUGGACAUUCAAGGCGAGGCUGUACCGUCUGAGAUAUUGGUGCAUGGUCCUUCAGCAUUUCCUAUUGGACUCACUCCAGAUGGAAAGGCAUUCCUUGCUGGGGCCUACUAUGGACAGGGCCGUUUAAUUGUGGCCAGCCAUGAAGUCUAUCUAGGCUGUGAAUCACUGUCCACUUUCAUGAUCAAUGCUGUCCUCUGGCUUCACAGAAAACCUAAUGGGGUUAUUGGAGUCUUACCUGAACUUAAGGAGGCCUACUCCCUGCUGAACAGUGUGGGACUACAGUGUGAGUUGACUGGGUUUAAGGAAAACCUAAGUGUUUUUGUCUGCACCUCCUACAAUGAUGCACAGUGUAAAGAGAUCCAGGAAUUUGUUGCUGGUGGUGGUGGCCUCCUGAUUGGGGGACAUGCUUGGUGGUGGGCCUAUUGUAAUCCUGGCUGCAAUGUGAUGACAGAUUGCCCUGGAAAUCGUAUCCUCAGCAAGAUGGGAUUGAGCCUCUCAGAUAAAACUGUGAAUGCUGGGAAGUACACGGCACCACAGGUGAAGCAACAUGGCAUUUCAUCUAUACAGAUGUAUAAUUUCCAGGAUUUGCUUCAGCAUUUUGCACAACAUGUGCUUCAUGGUCAGCAGCUGGGAGAUUAUGAACAGCAAUUCCUGAAGAGGCUUGGCAGUGACUGCGCCAAUUAUCUCCGCAUGCAGGCAUUUGACUGUGACAUGUAUAAGUCAGUAGUUGCACUUCUCACAGACAUAAUUAAGGCAGGAUUUCCACAGGUGUCUCCUACACGUCCUGUUAAAAGUGCAAAGGAUCACCUGCUCCUCCAGGUGGGGACAGAGUUAUUCAAGCUCUGCAAAGACACUGAUGAACUUCUGUCAUACCUCAUCGUAGAUACACCUAAACUACCAACUGUGUCCAAUGCAAGAGUCUGGAUCAGUGCUAACACAGCAGCUGAUGCAGAAUGGAUAAGUACAGGUCUGUAUCUUUCUCCUGGAAUGAAGACUAACAUUACAGUGCCUGGGACAAUUACAGGAAAGGGUUGGCAGGUGCAGAUCGGCUGUCAAACAGAUGACUUAAGCAGGGCAGAUGAACUGAAACGAGCUCCGGUGGUGUUUGUACGUUUCCCUUUGGAAAAAGAGAAUCUGCAAGUCUGGAAUCUGUGGGGAGGACUCAUAUACCUGAUCGCACCUCCUAGAAGUACAGUAUCUGAGAUGGAGGUCGUCAUACAGACAGCUGUAAAAGCACCGUACUACAAGUCUGGAGAGACCAGCGUAUCUGACUGGGUCGCUGAGAUCUGUAAAGCACCAGCACCUUGGGCAGAGCUGGAGUUUGAGAAUCUCAUCAUCACCUUGCCAUCUGACAUGAUACGACACCUGGACCGUCCACAUGAAGUGGCUGCUCUCUGGGAUUCCAUUAUGAGGAGUGUAGCUGACUUGGCUGCUAAGCCUGCAAAGUUUACCCGCAAGGAACGCUUCGUCGCUGAUGUUCAGAUCUCAGCUGGCUUUAUGCAUGCAGGUUACCCCAUUAUGAUGUACUCUACAUCCGCCCCUGACUUGGUGAAACCAUUUGCUGCUGGUAAAAGUGAUUUUUGGGGCCCGUUCCAUGAAUUGGGCCAUAACCAGCGACGCUCAGACUGGGAGUUCCCACCACACACUACUGAGUGCACCUGUAACCUGUGGUCUGUAUAUGUAUACGAGGUGGUGCUGGGUGUGAACAGGGCAAACGCUCAUGGGGCAAUGACAGCAGACGAACGACAGAGCCGAAUUAAGAGAUACAUCGAGGGAGGUCGACGUCUGGAGGACUGGAAUGUCUGGACAGCACUGGAGACUUACAUGCAGCUUCAAGAAAAGUUUGGCUGGGACGCCUUCAAGAAAGUCUUUGCAGCUUACCAUGACAUGAAGAACACUCCAACAGACAACAGUGGCAAGAUGAACCUGUACGCUGAGACCUUCUCCAAGGCGGUAAGGAGGAAUUUGGUCUCCUUCUUCAAAGCCUGGGGCUGGCCCAUCCAGCGCAGCACUGAAGAGAAGCUGUCCAGCCUGCCUGAAUGGAGUGACCAUCCUCUGGUCCAGUAUGAGUAG